UCUUGUAUAGCGUGACAUUGAGAUGUUAUACGACCGUGGUUUAUUUUCAUAUGUUUAUAAGAUUAUAUAGUGUGCAUCUUCGCUACAUUCUACUUAAAAUAAAACACAGAGAGAAAAGAGAAAGUGGAUUUAUAUCUAAGGGCAGAAUGUGAGGGAAUGAGAAAUAUGUGAUUGUUUUCGUUAAGUUUUGAAUAUUCACACCUCCUUAACAAGUGGAUUUAAAUAAACUAAGUUAAUUUUUAAUCGGGGGAAAAAACAACACAAAAAAAACGUGCGGACCACUGAAACUAACAAAAUGACUUCUUUAGUGGUGAUUCUGUUACUUUUGGGAGUUUUCGGGGAAGUUUUGAGUGUUCAAAAACCUAGAAUAUGUAAACGGUUACCAAAUCACACGACGGCUAACCGUACCGUCGGGGAUAACGGGUACAGUAUUCUUGUGGAAGGAUUACCUAUCAGUGGAAUUUAUGUACCCGGCGAGACCUAUAGUGUUGUUGUGAAGAACACAGACACCCACAAGAUCCAGGAUAAAAUACUCGGUAUCAUGCUCGUGGCUGUACCGGAAGGUGAUGUAGAGGAGACGAAAUCUGCCGGCAAAUUUUUCGUACCAACAGAUCAUCUUGAGGAAGCAAAGGGUUGUGGGACUUCUGUGAUUACACAUAUUUACAUGGAUAGAAAAGACGAGGUUAGAGUCAACUGGAAGGCGCCAGCUGAGGGCGGCUGUGUUGAAUUCAGGGCAACAGUGGUUUCUGAAAUUCCUACGCGAUGGUUCAAGGAUGACGGCGGCUUAACUGUCAAAAUAUGUCAUGAGGACCCAGCAGUUAUUAACGAGCAGGGGGACGUUCCGGCACGGGAAACAAAGGAGUGUUGCGCAUGCGGGGAAGCACGCUAUAAAAUGGUGUUUCAGGGACUUUGGUCAAAACAGACCCACCCGAAAGGUUUCCCAACCAAGAAUAACGCUCUCUUACUUCACUGGUCCAAUAUAGUUGGUGCUACGCACACGGAGGAUUACCAUAUAUGGGAAUACGGAGGAUACGCUGAACGCGGAGUGAGGGAAGUCUGCGAAUAUGGUCAUUCCACAAAACUUGAGAAGAACAUGAAAGAAAAUAGUGACAAAAUUUACACUGUGAUAAAGACGAGUCCGAUGUGGAGAAAUGUUCAAGGUCGUAAAGAAGCUGUGUUCAAGGUCAACCAAAAGGCCCAUUUAUUAUCCCUUCUUACCAUGAUAGGACCUAGCCCAGAUUGGUGUAUUGGUGUGCCGUCAUUGUCGGUAUGUAAUGAGAACUGUACGUGGGCGGACGAGAUGAUAGUCGAUUUAUUCCCAUGGGAUGCCGGGACCGACGACGGCGUAGAGUACAUUAACAGAGGAAGGAGUCCUACCGACCCACCCGAGCGUAUCCACAGAAUUACAAACAUGUAUCCCAAGCACCCAUCUUCUCCAUUUUUCGGCGGACCACCAAUCAAACCGUUUGCACGAUUGACCUUGACCAAGUUGAAGGAGGUUUGUGGUACGGACGGUAGUUCAUCGGGAGAAGAUGGUGUACCGAGCACGGAAGAUCUAAUAAACAUGAUGAAACAAAAAAUGAUGCUCAACAAAAAACUUGAAAUGAUGAAGUGUGCAACAAGCGAUUGGACGGAAUGGACGGAGUGUAGCAAUAGCUGUGGAACCGGAAUACGUAAACGAGACCGGAGACUUGUAAACGAAAACGUGUUGCCCUCUAUGUGUAACGACCUAAGUCUGGCGGAAGAAGAACAAUGCCAAGGAAAAUGUAUGAAUAAUCGGCCUGGUAAAACGGGCAGAGAAAAACUAAGUGAUAAUUUUGAGGUCCGGCAUACAUACGAAAUUGAUUUGGACGAUCCGUGUGCCAUAACACCAUGGUCUGACUGGUCGCCGUGUACCGCGAAACUUUGCGGCCGCGGAGUUAGAGAGAGAUGGCGUAUGUUUCUGCGAGAGGAAGCCCAGCACGCGAACUGUAGGCUACAAAUUAUGGAACCUGAUAUAUGCUAUGGAAUAAUGCCUGAUUGUAGAAAAGCGUUGAUGUUGAAAAACUUCACAGCCAUUUGUAGUCUUCCAAUGAACCGUGGACCAUGUAGGGGAGACUUUGAACGGUGGCACUAUAGUAGUAGUAUGAGAAAGUGCAUUCCAUUUAGAUAUGGUGGUUGCCGUGGCAACGAAAACAGGUUCGACAGCGAGGAUGAAUGUCGACAAACGUGUGCCGAUUAUAUGGAUAAUAUAGAUGCAACAUUUAACGUCAUCGAUCGCGGUGAGGUCACUCAUGUUUCAGAUAUGGACCUUAAGCGUCUGAUGAUGAAGAAGCAAAUGAUGUCACCAAAUUUGACGCCACAACUCGACGGAACUGACGUCAAUUUUUCCAUGAAGAAGAAGCGGAAGAUGAUGAAAAAGGCUCGACUAAUGGAGAAGGAGAAGAGAAGAGAGAGAAAAAGACAGAUGAGAGAAAGGAAACGCCGUAUGAAGGCGGAGAAGAUGCGCAUGAGGAAGGCAAAUAUGACAAAUUCUAUUGGUGACGCAGUAGACUGUAUGGUAACAGAUUGGACACCAUGGGAAGAGUGCACAGAAAAAUGUGGAAAACAAUACAUUACACGGACACGUAUGAUAAAAAGGGCAUCAGAAAAUGGCGGGAAAAGGUGUCCGAAAAAAUUGACCCGGAAGAGGAAAUGUAAAUUACCAAAAUGUCCACGUGACUGUAAAGUGUCACCUUGGAGCGAAUGGAGCGCGUGCACAGCCACUUGCGGAACGGAUGUUGUGAAGGAACGCAAACGUUCCAUUAUGAAAAAGCCACGGAAUGGUGGGAUGGAUUGUCCAAGUUUGAUGGAGAGACAAUCUUGUAGCUUACCACCAUGCAACGAUGAAAAGAUGAUGAAAGAAUUUAUGGAGAAAAUGCAAAAACAUCCGCCAUUUUAGGCUAAGACUGGAUCAAGCCUCAAAUAGAUAGUGACUAUCAAUCAUGUCAAGGCCAUACCACGUGAUUUAUAACUGAAAUAGACAGUGUACAUAGAUCAUGUUUUGUUUGUCUGAACAUGUUUAAUUUAUCAGGGAUUAUCAUGCCUUCCUGUAUUUAGUGAAUUUCGAGAGAUAAUCUUCCAGAUCUGAAGAGGUGGAUGAUUAUAAAUUGAUACUGCAUUGACACGUUGAUAUUUAGCGUGUGAUAUGAAGUGAUGACAACAACAUGCAUCCAUCCGGAUGCGCAAGUGUUUUAGAAAAAAAAUGUCGUCUGCGUGUGUUUGUUUUAAAAUCCGAAGUCGACAGAUAUCAGAAUUUUUUAAAGUGAUUUAUAAGUAUAGUAGUGCCUGUUAUUGCUGUGUGACUGAAAAAUAAACUUGUUCAUGAGAAUUUGUCUAAAUCAGGACAAAUUUGUUCAUGAGAAUUUGUCUAAUUCAAGACAACUUUGUUUGUGGGAAUUUGUCUAAUUCAAGACAAAUUUGUUUGUAGGAAUUUGUCUAAUUCAGGACAAAUUUGUUUGAGGGAAUUUGUCUAAUAAACAGCUGUAGUUAUAGAUGCCGUUAAACUUCUGUUUAAAGUAAAGUGCCAGUUAUUUUGUUUUCGGCAGGUCUUUAUCAAACUUUCGUUAUUGAUAUAGAUUUCUGCAUGUUAUUUAUAUUAGAAAGCUAUAUAAAGUUAUUAUGGUAGGUUUUGUUAUAUUGUUCACAUAUCAUUAAAAUGCGUUUUUUUUUACAUAUCCUGCAAUGUCUAACAUGCUAAAAUUAUUUUGGCAAGCUAUAAAUGCUUAAUAUCUAACGACUUUUCAGCGUUUCACUUUAAUUUCACGCAUUUAUUUGUACAUAAGAGCAUUUAAAAUGUCUACUUUUAAAAUUAUUAAUUGUUAACUCACUAAAUAACAAAAUAUCAUUUUUGUUUAAUUAACGUGUUGUUUAGUUAUGCAAAAUUUUGGCUUUAAUUGCCCUUCAUAAUUGUAUGCGUUCAUAAGAUAGUAUAUAAAUUAAUAGUUACAUUUCAUGAAAUGAUCUUCUUUAAAGAAUAGUUAUAUGGUUUGUGAAAAAAAAUGUAAUUUUACCGAAGAGUAAAAAAAAUAAAAUAAUUUAGCUGAUUCUAUUUAAUAAAGUCAUGUUAUGUUAUCGUUACGUCGCUUUUUUCAUACUUACUAGUCUUAGCUUGUAAAUAAUUCAUAUAUAGUCGUUCAUUUUAUUUUAUGUUAAAGAAACAUUGUAAAAAGACCUGAAACUGUCUGUUGUCAUAACAUCCAUUUUUCCCUUCAAAUUAUGGCCAAUUCGUUCAAAAUGAGAUUUAUGGUAUAUAGCUUCGUCCAUUUGGUAAAAAAAUGAGCACGUGAAUCAGCUGAAAAAAUUAGGCCAAGUGUUCAAAUUUAUAAAAAAAAUAAAAUCAUUCUUGUUUACAAAAGUACAUGUAUUGUAAAUAUCUGUUAGUUUUACUGAGUGUAAAACUUGUUUAUUUAAAAAAAAUGAAAUACUAUUUUAUUAGGCUUAAACACAUUCAAGUCACGAAACAAAACUACAUUUUAUAGAAAUAACUGUUGUUUUAUUUAUGUGUUGUUUAUAAUAUUGGUGCAUUUUAGUGUAGAGUUUUAUUUAAGUAAUCAUAAAACAGUUCUAUGAAAUGAAAACAGUUUUUGGCUGGUCCAACUAAUGAAAAAUAGAUAAAAUUUCAACAGCAUGAACAAUGUGCAUGUAUAUAAAAAGAAGUAACGAAGGAGAUCCACCGAGGUCAAAAAGUGUAAAAAAAAAAAACCCCAAUAAAAUUUGAAAUUCUAACGAAGAUCAAAGGCAGAAAAUAUCUGCAAGGAAUGAUAUGUAAAUAUAAUCUGAAUUAAAUUGAAUAUCGACUUUUUGUGCGAUUCCUUACUUGAUUUGAGUGAAAUGGUCUUAACGGUUUUCAUUUUUGAGUCAUUUUGCACAAUAAAAACGAUUGUUCUAGAAAAACGGAUUGUGGGAAUGAUCUGGAAAUAUGCACACACGUAACUGGUCCAAUACUGCAUCAAAUGGUGCACUUAUCUCGGGGAAAAAGAUGUCCAGUCUGGUAAUGUAGAAAACCUCAGUGGAGUCCUUUAACGAUCUGUCGAAUAAAAUCCGUAUUGGAUUCCUUUCAUUAUUUUGACCAUGAAAUUUUGUGAGUCGAUACAAUAUCAUAAAAACAUAUAAUAUAUAAUAAUAUAUCAUAGAAACAUGUAAAAACAUCUUUCUUCAAUAUUUUUGAGAACAUAUCAAAAUUUAAAAUUAAAUAAAUUUCAAAAUGUAUAGACACUUACGAUAUGAUUUUUAAGAAGAAGAAAACAAAGUCCUAAUUAUUUUUUUUUAAAAGAGAGAAAAAAGGAAGUUCUUAUACCACGCUUAUGCUUUGUGUUUAUUAUAGUUAUAAUUAUAUUUCCGCGCAUUUCAAGCUUCUUUUGAAGCGGUAACCAUAUUUUUUUGCAGUGCUAAAAAGAGUAAAAUAAAAAUGUAAAUACUGUUUAUUGUGUACAUAGAGUUAUGAUAUUAUUAUUAUAGUUAUAUACUAUUGUGAUACAAUGUCAUUUUUAAACUUAAUAAAAAAAUAACUGUAAAACAUUAAA
This is a messenger RNA of Ruditapes philippinarum (Manila clam), 5543 nucleotides long. Its product is annotated as spondin-1-like. The transcript is spliced from 14 exons. The coding region runs from base 296 to 2920 and encodes 874 amino acids. The record is from RefSeq and is a predicted model, not a curated record. Gene Ontology annotation, molecular function: serine-type endopeptidase inhibitor activity. NCBI's taxonomy places the organism in Eukaryota, Metazoa, Mollusca, Bivalvia, Venerida, Veneridae.